CAUUACUACUUGAAGCAUUAUCGUGAAGUGUGGGAUUGUCUUUGGAAAUGUCGUGAUCAUAAAAAUCCUGACACUAGUAAUGUUGAUCAAAAUCAAGAGGUAGAAUCAAAGGAUCAGUUGACAAAAGAUCUUUCUAUCGCUGUUCGAGGUGUCGGGUAUUUUGCUGCUCCGGCAAAAAAAUUUAUGGAAGAAGGCACAUUACAACAACUAUUCCAGGAUCUGCUUAAACCAAGUGCAUGGGUAGUUUCAAGUAUGGAUUAUAAAGAUACUUCUCUGAAUGUUCAACAAAUACCAUUAUUCAUUGAAGCGUAUUGUUAUAUCGGGCAUGAAUUUGAUGUUAUUUUCGAUGAACUGAUGGAGGUUAUUGAACGUGAAGUGGGAUUAAUGCUUAUGUAUUACCCACGUUUAAUAUCCGAAUUACGUCUUAGAAGUGCAAAUGCUUAUGAACAAUUAUUAUGGAUGUUAUACAUGAAAGGACGAGGUGUUUUGCAAAAAUUUGUUGCCAAAACAUAUGCAAUUCAACAUAAAAGUCAGGCUGAUAGUCAAGAAAAUGUUCCAGGAAUUAUUGAUACUGUCGCAGAACAUACUUAUCAAGAGAUGUUCAAUUUUUGGGAGCAUAUUUUUAAAGAUUCAACCUUAACUUGGGUUAUUCGCCAAAGUGGUCUUUCAUCUGAAGAACCUCAAAAUAAUGAUACUAUUAAAGAAUUUUUUUCUGUACUUUAUGAUGAGUUUCUGUCGACUGUAUUUCGCAUAAUUAGAACUUUAAAUUUUGAUGUUAUAGAUAUAGCAUCUAAUGAUACAACUCAAAUUAUUGAAUCUGGCUCUGACAAUGUUGAAAAAAAUACGGACUCUAAUUUAAUAGCAAUUGCUGGCUCUGGAGAUCUAGAUAAUUUAAAACCAGUUGUUUCUAAAGAUUUUAUGCUUUUUCAAAAUCUUGUAGAUUUCUGGAAAUUAUUUUUACCAAGGACCGCGAUUCACAGCAUGCAUGAUCAAUUAUCACCUUCCGCAACAUCAUUGCAACGCGCAAGUUACUUUCUUUUUACAAAAUUCCUCAAAGAAGUUUGCGUUCGACUUGAUCAAUAUAAAGAUGAUCUACUUGCUUCAUGCCUUGAUCUCGUUCUUUCGGCUCCUAGAGAGCUUUGUCAUUCGGAUAUUCUUAUUUCACCAAUACGUAUUGCUUUGAAAUUGGGACAAAGUUAUCAACCACUUGCAAAUAUUGGUUUAAAUGCAAUUGAAAAGUUAUUGGAUAUGAAAGAAUCUCAAAAUAUUAAUAAAUUACUUGGGCAAAUAUUACCACUUUUAAAUGAUUAUUUGUUGGUUACUGCCGACACUAUAGAUAAUUCUCUUAAAGAAAUUGCUCAAGUUCGUGCUGAUGCACAAUCAUUGACACGUGGAGCUAAGACUGUAGAGAAAGCUAGAAAACAGAAAAUAAGAGAUGUGGAUAAACAUAAAAGAAGUACUACUAUUGGGGUUGGUCAUUUAAAGAAAAAUGCUGGAUUACAUAAUUUACAAGUACGCGUUCUUCGAAUACUUGGAAGACUCGGUGGAACCAAUAAAUUGAUUUUCGAACGUAUUGUUGAUAAUGAAGUAAUAAAUCGAACAAAUCAACAACAAAAUAUUUAUGGCUUUAAAGAUCAAAAUUCUUCAAAUAAUCUUUUGGCUUGGGAUCCAGAUAAAAAAUUAACCUUUAAUAUUCCAUAUCCGGAUACCAAUGUGGAAAUUUCAAUCGAUCAAGUUCCAAGAAAACUAUUUCGUCGUCUUGUAGCACAAAUGAUACAUUGGUUUACAAACAAUGCACAAUAUGAAAACCCGGAAACUAUCGCACUAUUACAAUGCUGUCUUGAUGCUAUAUGUGAUACUUGGGGUUCAUUGCGAGAUUAUGGUGCUGAAUGCCUUAACGAAUUCUUAUUAUGGUCAAUUAAACAAUCAUCAGCUCAGCAAAUGGAUGAAAAUCCUAUGAAUAUUAAGUCAUUAUUGAAGCGUUUAUAUAAUCUUUCUGCUCAUCCUGAUUAUACUAAGCGUCUUGGUGCUUCACUUGCUGUUAAUCAUAUAUAUCGUGUAUACCGUGAAGAAGAGCCAUUGAUUGAUCUAUUCACAUUUGAAUUAUUAUAUUGGCUUUUAUUCAACUUGAAACUUUCUGAUCAAGAUCAAGAUGCUAUUGGUACACGACAACAAGCUAUCUCUGCGAUUAGACAUUUGAAAAAAAUAAUUAUUGUUAGAUCAGAUCUGUUUAUAAAUGAAACAGAUACUCGGCGCAAAUUUCCUAAUCUUGAUAAAGCUGAUUUAUCGUCUUUGGUUAAAUGGCUAUUCAAUGAAACUUGUAAACUAGAACGUGAUUAUGCAAACAUGUGUAGAGAAUUAUUUUCUGAAUUUGUGGUAUUACUAACAGUUUUCCAACAAGCCAUUGACUAUUUUUUAGAAAGAAUGGUGUUAAAUGUUGAUUCUAGUCAUUCACAUGAUAUAAUGGAUGUUGAUGAUGAAAGUAGUUUUAGUUCAUUUAUUAGUUCGGAAAAUAUUUUAACACCUGGAGAAAGAUUACAAUGGUUAAAUCGUGAAGCACGAAUGAUUGAUCGUUUAAUAGAUUUUGUUAUUGCUAUACUUGAAUAUACAAACAAUAAUGAUAUGCAAAAUGUAUGGAAUACAAACAUUUUCAGUAAUCCAUUUUUUAAGACAAUGGCCAGAUCUUUAUUUUAUUUCGAAAGUUUGGGAUUGAAUUUAUUAUAUAGUGGUGGAAAUGAACGUGAUAAAUUUACAAAAAAAUUGGAAAAUUUACUGGCUUUGUGGAAAAAACGAUCAAAUCCUGAUGAUACUCAACUGACUCAAAUGAUUAAAGAAAUUGCCGAUAUUGCAUUUUCAAAUGAUGUUGAUUUACUUUGUAUUGAAAUUGAAAAUUACAUCCAUAUUACGAAUGGUUUUAAAAUUCUAACUACGACAGAGAUUUUCCCAGAACUGUUUGCUUAUAUACCAUCAAAUUUAAUUCGUCAUAGUACUCUACAUGGGUAUACGAUUUUAAUAUGGGAAAAAUUCAAGUCUCUCAAAAAUGUUCAAGAGCCUGUUUGGAUUGACCUUGCAACAAUGGUGCGAUCUAGUAGUGUUAGCCUUUUUAAAAUUUUAGUUCCUAUCUUUGUCCGCGAAAAUGAUCAUAUUUAUUGUGAAGAGUUUUAUCGAAAAUUGGGUGAAUUUGUUUCUAAACUUCCUCGUUCUAAAUUUGUUGAAACCUUGGAAAUAGCUUUCGGUCCUAUAUUAAUGCAAGGAACCAAGAUCUUUGUAGUGGAAUUUUACAAAAGACAUAUUAAAGAGUUAAUUAAUAUUAUUGAACAGAAUACACAUCCAAGAACUGACUCUGAAAUAAUUUAUGAACUUGAUGCAAAAGCUGGAUCGUUUACUUUAUUACAAAUAUCCUUUAUUGAUGAAUAUUCAAGUGAAUCAGUUAUAGAAGCUAAAUUUCUACUCAGAUGUGCUGCUUAUAAUGCUCUUUCAGCUGCUAUUUUAUGCACGCAAGAUAAUACUGCCAAAAAUACUCCAGUUUUCUAUAAGACAUUUUUAUUUGCUGAUAAUAUUAUUAAAGGAGAAUUUGUGUGGGAGAAUAUCGUUGAUUUAAAGAAUGCCAAUCUUGAUAGCAUGAUAGAAGAAAUUACUCAAGAAUUUGAUGCAAAUGUACAAAUAGAAAAUAAUGAUGAUCCGACUCCGGCUCCAAUGGAAGUUGAUGAGCCAGAAAAGACUUUGGAAUUAGAGAUUGACGCGUUUAAUCGUAAUCCUUGUAUGAAAAUGAUUAUCAGAGUAAUUGAACGACUUCAUACUGAAAUUACACCACCGAACAAAACACACAUCAAUAUACGCCUAUUUAUUGCUAAGAUGAUUAUUAAUAUUCCUGAAGCGUUUGAGAACUAUGCUUCAAUUUGGAUUCGGCCAUUAAUCCAAUUGAUAAUUGAAGGGGAUAUUUCAGAUGAAAACAAAAUUAUUGCUGGUUUACAAUUAUUUGGAAUCGCAUUAACACAUGACAAGUCCCUGUUUCAACAAGAAGCUGGGAUUGACUUUGGCUCUUUGACAGAAGAUAAAUUUUAUUGGGAUCUCACUAGAAAGUUAGAUCAUGAAAAAACCAAUAUACGUUCUCUUGCUGCCGAAGUCACCACUUUAUACAAAAAAAUUACAAAUCAACCAACAGAUCUUAAUACAUUUCUUACUUGCAUACAUCAUAUUUCGAUGCAUGAUCGACCUACAUCAGAGAAAUUUUUAAAAUAUGCUUUCAAUCUUUUACCACGAUUAAAUAGUCUUAAUGUUAAGAAAAUUCUUGCUUUGGAGGUCAUUUCAUAUUGCGCUGAUAGUGAUCCAGAUUUGCUUACAAAUUUGGGAAAAAAUCAGCUUCUUGCUUUACUUAGACAUAGGAGUGUUAAUGAACAAUUAGUAGCAUUACGAAUUUUAAAUGGUGUACUACUCCAGGGAGAUGAAACUUUAAUAGAUUAUUUCUUGGACCCAUUAAUUGAAAGAUUAGCAGAUUUAGAUGAAAAUAUACAAAAAACAUUGACGGAAUUUUGGAAAGAUCAACAAGAACUUUCUCGUGAUACGUUUACUUUACUAAAAGAACUUGUUGGCAUCGACUAUAAAAAACCUAUAUUUGAUCAACCUUUACCUCAAUCCAAAUUUGAUGAUAAUUAUGACAACAUCGAUACAUCAUGGCGAAACCUACGAAGACGAUUUUUACCUACAUACUCUGGAACUCAACAAGAAUAUUAUAAAAAUUUAGCAUAUACAAAGAAAAAGAGAAACGAAAUAUAUGGUUCAAUGAGAUCAGAUAAUGUUUCGAAACAAGUUUCAAUGUUGCGUCAAUAUCGAGUUGGUGAACUUCCUGACAUAGAGAUUAAACAUAAUGACAUUAUCGGCCCAUUACAAGCUUUGGCGCAUAGGGACUUGGAUAUUUCUCGCAUUUUGUUUUCUACAUUGUUUGUUUCUAUUUAUGACGCCACUAAAGAUGAUACGAGCAUGGAUAUUAACGAACAAAAUGAUUACACAAAUUCGAUGUCUCAAAAUAUCCAAACCAUUUUCAACGCAACUACAUCAUAUUUUCCACCUUUAAUUAGUAGUUGUCUACGAAUAUGUUAUGAAAUUCAUGAUAUCAAAAUUGACCCUUUAGCAAUUCGGAGGGCUAGUGAAAUGAGCUCGACAGAGUCAAUGGGUAUAGGGUUAAUUGAACAACAUUUGACACGGAUCACUAUUCAAAGGGGUGAUUACGCUUCAGCGUGUGAAUUUUAUUUGCAAGCAUUAAGUGAGGUAGAAGAUGCUGAUGAUGCUGAGGUCACAAUUUGGGAAGAAGGAAGAUUUGAAUGUUUCGAAAAAUUAUCAAAAUGGGACGACUUGGCCGAAACUGUGUACGUGGAUAUUGAUUCAGAUUUAGAUAAGCUUUGGGAUCAAGACUUUCAGAUUGUUGAAAUGGAAGAAUAUUUGAAUUUGUCUCAGUCAUCUGAGGAACCAGAAAAAUGGGAAAAACUGAUUAGUCAUUGGAAAAACAGGUAUCCAUCAAAACGACUUGAUCCUAGCAAUAGUUGGGAUGAUAUAAUAACAAGUCGUCACUCGCUACUUGGUGCUAUGAUGAAAUUAUUACAAGAAGAUAUGCAUAUUAAAAAUUCACUGGAACGUGAUGGUUUACUUAAAAUGGCUUCUGCAGCAAGAGUUCAAGGAAAUUUUGAAGUUGCCCGGGUUUGUCUCAACAAAACAAGGCAAUCUAAGCUUUAUGAUACAAAUGAAUUGGCUUAUCAUCAAUUGAAACUUAAUCUUCAAGAAGCUUUGACCACCGUUAACAUUGAAAAAAAAUUAAGUAUCUUGGUGGCAAUGACUGAUGAAUUUAAGAAAAUUAUGGAUGUAGAAACUAAUAUGAAAAAUCGCGUGAUAGAAAGCGAUACGUAUGCAACGUUAGCAGCCAUACUUGAUAAUAACGAAAAUCGAGAUUUAGCACGUUCUAUUCAACAUCGUAAAGCACAUUUUAUCGUUGACGGUUAUAAUCUUUUAAAAGAUGCUGCCGAGGAAGCUGUUUCACACCUGAAGCCUGUGAACCGAGCUAAAAUAUUUGUCAAAUUUGCAAAGUUCUGCGAUUAUUACUUGCGAAAUUUGGAAUCGACCGAUGGGGACCAAAGAAGGGUAUCAUCGUUUGGCCCCGUAUGGAAAUUUAUUCGUUGGAUUCCUCAGAUUGUUGCCAUUUUAGACAAACCUAUUGCACAAUGUGUUUUUCCAAUAUUGUACAAUCUCGCGGAGCAAUAUCCAAAAAGCCUAUAUUACCCAUUAAGAAUUAGCAGUGAACAUUACAAUUUUGAUGAAAAAUCUAAAGAGUCGGAAAUUAACAAGUCAAGAAUUCAAAAUCUUAAGCAAUUAAUAAAAUGUGAAAUAACUGAUACUUUAAUUGCUGAAUUGCAAAGACUUAUUGACCCGGAAGUUCACUUUGGGAAUUGGAUUCAGACAGUUUUUGAAAUUGAAAUACCAGGCCAAUACGAUGGAUUAAGCAUUCCAGAUCCUAGUCGACAUAUAAAGAUUGCUUAUUUUGAUCCCAAAGUUUUGGUCUUAAAGUCUUUAAGAAAGCCUAAAAAAAUUGUUAUAAUUGGAGCAGAUGGCAAAGAAUACCCCUUUUUAGUGAAAGGAGGAGAAGAUUUACGAUUAGAUCAAAGAGUUCAGCAAUUAUUCACAGUUAUGAAUGAGCUAAUGCGCAAGGAUUACUUUUGCUCUCAGCGCAUAAUUGAAUGGGUAAAUGAUACUAAACCAUUACGAUCAUUCAUUGAGAAAGAACUUUCCGAUGCUUCAGACAUUGAUAAUACUCAAAGUGAACAUAUCAAUUGGGUGGCUAAAUAUAAUGAUAACAUUUUAGAAAAUGCAGAAAGUAGUGAAUUUGAUGAAAGUUCUCAAACAUCUGAAUGGUAUCCACGCCAAAAAUUGGAUAUUGCUAGACGCAAACUUGAGAAUCUUGUUUGUGAAGAGUUGUCGUUUGGUCAUUCAAAGAAAGUGUUUUUUGAAAAUAUCCAAAAAAUUGCUAAAGGAGAUCGGGAACAUAAUAUUAGGGCUCGUGUAUCACAAAAAUGUGGUAGCAUUAAAGAACAAGAACGUAUUAUUAAGCAAGCUGAUAAUUAA
Messenger RNA from Racocetra fulgida, 7110 nucleotides. NCBI's taxonomy places the organism in Eukaryota, Fungi, Glomeromycota, Glomeromycetes, Diversisporales, Gigasporaceae. The record is from the annotation of a GenBank genome assembly.